ACCCUUCUUAAGAGAGUGACGACCGCAUGCUGGCUCAAAGGAAACAAGACGACCAGCAUCACACAGACACCAUUCUGCUGUACAGAACGCGUUAUUUAUUCGUAUGUGUGUCACUGGGACAAUAUGAAAGGAUACAUUAAGUGUGCGUGCCUCUUUGUAACAUGGUUUAUUGUUACUGUGCAAGGACUUUCUGUCGACAGAGACAAACGAUCCAGGAGAAGACCUAUCAACCUUGUUCAUGAUUUCGACGUGGAGGGAUUUCUCAAAGAUUUCGGUUACAUGGAUAAUAUCCCAGCAGGAAUCAUGGGCGAUAAGCUGCGUCCAGUAUUUGACAGAGAUUUGCAGGUUAAAGAUGCGAUCAAAGACUUCCAGUAUUACUAUGGUUUGAAGCAAACCGGUGAAGUUGACCAUAAGACGAUGCGGAUGAUGAAGUUACCGAGAUGUGGAGUACCUGACAAGGAACGAAAUGUUGACAUGCGCAGGAAAAGAUCGACUGCCCACCGAUACACGCACCUCGGAUCGAAAUGGGAGAAGACUUCCCUCACUUGGAAGCUGACGAGGCCCACCCACAAGCUGAGAACAGAUGAUCAGAAAAGGACGAUACGAGAAGCGUUUCAGAUAUGGGAAAAUGUGGCGCCUCUGAGAAUCACGGAAACAGCCGGGAACCCGGAUAUGGAGAUAUUCUUUGCUCGUGGUGAGCACGGAGACGGCAAGGCCAACUCGUUCGAUGGAAGAAGUCGAGUCCUCGCCCAUGCGUUUGGUCCGGGCAAAGCGAAGAUCUCAGGGGAUGCACACUUUGACAACGACGAGGACUGGACAUUGAAAUCAGACCAUGGGUCGGACAUGUUGGUCGUAGCUGCUCACGAGUUCGGCCAUUCCCUCGGCCUCGGACACUCACGAGACCAGGGGGCGCUUAUGUUCCCUGCGUACAGGGGUCAGGACGCACUGACCCUCGGACAAGAUGACAUCAGAGCAAUACAGAUUCUUUACGGUUCCCGUCCCGGAUAUACAGUGAAUCCUCGACGGACCCGUCCGCCGCCAGCCACCCGUCCUCCACCCCGUACCCGCUCCCCACCCCGCACCCGUUCCCCAUACCGCCCACCAACCACUCCCGCCCCCACCACGACUACACCGUCACAGCCCUGCAGUGUAGACUUCGACUCCAUCGUAGCCGGUCCCGAGAGGUUCUACUACGCCUUCAAGGCGGGGUCCGUGUUCAAGUUCAAUGACGACGGCAUGGAGGAGGGCUACCCCAAGCGCGUGCAUGAGGUGUUCCAGGGUGCUCCAGAACAGAUUGACCUUGCUUUCUCAGUUGACAGAACAGAAAAAAUCUACAUAAUUAAAGACAAGCAGGUGUGGCGGUACACGGAUCUGACCCUUGACGAAGGCUUUCCAUUUGAGUUCCGACGGGAACAUUUCCCCGAAGCCCCCCGUUUCACCAUGUCCCUCGUUGAUGACAGAGGCAAGGCGAGGGUCAUCAUGUUUGGGGCGACACAAUGGUGGUUCUACAGUUUCGACAAAGUUCAGGACUCGAGGCCAUUGCCCUACCAGAUCUCGAAAAACUGGCGCGGAGUUCCUAGCGAUGUCCAGUACUCGGUCAGAUGGACCGACAACAACUACUACCUGAUCACGUCCAAUGGUCACGUGGUAUUUGACCACAACAGGCGCGUAGCCUCACAGAAUGGCUUGGUCAGUGGGAUUCCACCAUGGAUGGACAAAGCCUGUGUUGCUAUAAUGGCUAGUCCUAGUGCCAGCGGACACUUGGAACCAUUGGCGCUCAUCACCAUAGUGACCAUGAUGAUCAGUCGGCUACUGAUGUGAUGAUGAGGUUAGACGCGAGACUGGUGUACAUCCUCGAGUAAACCACAAGAUCUUGUAUCAUCUCCAGCAAGUCUGACUGAUCAAAAGUAGGCGGACCUCAACGCAAGCAAAAAAACCAUGCGUUUUGUGCCUUAUCGAACUACAUUCUCAUGGUGCUUUCAUACGCCAAACAAAACUCAGGAACGGGAAAUAAUGGAAUACUCUUUGAAUAUUUCCAAGAUUAGAGUAUAAAUGCCGGUAUUCCAACUGGUGGGAUAUAACUGAUUAUAUGAUUUCCUAUGUGUAUUUGGAAGGAUGUCAAUAGUUAUUUUCACGUCGCACAAAGAUUAUGUGAUGAUAUGUUUUCGUUCUUCCAACUUGUACUAGCCAAAACAGAGAUUUUUUCUUUCGUUUGAUGACUGGUUAACUGAGUAUAUUGAUAAUCAUAACGCGAUAAACAUAUUAUCAUUGGCCAAGGCUGACUUUACCAUUGCUUCGGCUAACAUUAAGUUUCGAAAUCAACAGGCAAUGGCAAUGGUAACUGAAAACAGAAACCAACCUCUUCUAUGUAGGAAUGUUAUAGCCAACUAGGUUAUUUCAGGCCUGUUGCCAUAUUCAGUAUGACACAAUCAAAAUGAUGCUUUUUAGAUGUUUAGAACGUAUUAAUUCUGUUAUACCAAAUUUCUAACAUGUGAAAAACAUUUUCUAGGAUGAACGAGGAAUAACAAUUGUUUCCCCUGUUGUAUGUCGUUGUAGCGUGUGUAUGGAGUGUGUGAGUGUGUGUGUGUGUUGUAUAUUUAUUGUUCUCUCUGUGAUGGGAACAUGUUGAUGAUACCCCUUUCAAACAUCUCCCCCAUGUCUGCUGUGUCGCUACAGUAAAUAAUUACUUUUGGUGCGUAAUUUGGUUGAUCAAAGUUUCAUAACGGAAUACGAAACAUCACCACGUGUUCAUGAACCACCUUUUGUCUGAACGUUUGCUCAACUUAGUAAUUACAACUGAGGCCAUUUCCAAGAGUUGCGUCCCUUGGACAAACCAGGAACCGAUGAUCGAUGGUUCGAAUCCCGGUUCGCCCCGAUUAUGUUUCUAGGUUUAUCAGCACCAUACCCGUGCUCGUGGGUUUCACCGAAUUGGUAAA
This is a messenger RNA of Haliotis rufescens (red abalone), 2936 nucleotides long. Its product is annotated as 72 kDa type IV collagenase-like. Gene Ontology annotation, molecular function: zinc ion binding; metalloendopeptidase activity. Lineage: Eukaryota; Metazoa; Mollusca; Gastropoda; Lepetellida; Haliotidae. The transcript has 12 exons. The record is from RefSeq and is a predicted model, not a curated record. Gene Ontology annotation, cellular component: extracellular matrix. Gene Ontology annotation, biological process: extracellular matrix organization; collagen catabolic process; proteolysis. Bases 124 to 1821 code for a protein of 565 amino acids.